AUGCCUCGUCAACAGAUCAACCUAGACCCCUACAAAGACGAAAUCAUAUCCCUGUUCUUCCAUGGAGUCAGUAGUGAAGCAAUCUGCCACACCCUAGAGGGCCACCAUAACAUCCAAGUCAAAGAGCGAACAAUCCAGUCCCGUCUACGCAAGUGGGGUAUCCGCAAACGACAUCAAAAAACAACAAGCGAUGAAGCUCUGCAUUCGCGAAUCAAAAUGCUCUUUAUGGAGGAACGGUUGACUGACAAGGCCAUGCUGAGGGUCUUGCAGCAGGAAGGGUACGGCAUCUCUGAACGGACUCUUCGGCGGCUGCGAUUCAAACUGGGGCUUCAUGCCAGAGCUUCUUCUGAGCAGGUGCAGAGUCAGCAUCAUCAGCAGGAGCAAGAUCCUGGGCCAAUACUUCUGACUAGGGUGGCUCAGCCUGUGCCCCAACAUUGA
Messenger RNA from Penicillium nucicola, 438 nucleotides. RefSeq names its product Clr5 domain-containing protein. NCBI's taxonomy places the organism in Eukaryota, Fungi, Ascomycota, Eurotiomycetes, Eurotiales, Aspergillaceae. The record is from RefSeq and is a predicted model, not a curated record. Bases 1 to 438 code for a protein of 145 amino acids. The transcript has a single exon.